AUGAUGAUGCUGAAGUAUUCAGAAGCUGCAACAAACUUCAGAGAGCUGGAGGAUCUUGGAUGUACCAUAAUGCGUGAAGUAGAUGCACGUAGUAUGAGCGAGCAUCCUCUUCUUAGUCAGAUCUUGUUCGACCGGAUAGUCUUCAAUUUUCCGGCUACAGCUCUCGAAAGGAGUGAAUCAAAUAUUCGCCAAAUCGAGAAACAUCGAAGGUUGAUGAAGGGCUUCCUAGGGAGUGCCCAUGACAUGUUAGAAGAGAAUGGAGAAAUUCAUGUGACUCACAAGACCACAGAGCCAUACAGUAAGUGGGAGAUUGAGAAAUUAGCAGAGGAUGUUGGGCUGUGCUUGGUUGAGAAAGUUAGGUUCAGAAGAUCUGAAUAUCCAGGAUACAGUAAUAAAAGAGGAUCUGGAGCUAGGGCUGAUGAGACUUUCCCUGCUGGAAACUGUUGCACCUUCAAAUUUGGCAGGACUACCUGA
This is a messenger RNA of Dovyalis caffra, 474 nucleotides long. Lineage: Eukaryota; Viridiplantae; Streptophyta; Magnoliopsida; Malpighiales; Salicaceae. The record is from the annotation of a GenBank genome assembly.